GCUAUUCCCGAGGGGUGGGGAUAGGGGCCCAGCAGCCAGGGGUUGCGCUAUAAGAGGGGCUGGACACUGACCCAUCUCAUCUCUUUUCGCCUCUGCUUGUCUUUGCCUUCGUUUCCUAAAGUCUACUUGGCACCUAUGGCUUCCAUGCUGGAUGAAACUAUUUGCACCAUUAUUGGCAUCUUCCACAAAUAUUCAAGCAAGGAAGGUGACAAGAACACCUUAAGCAAGAAGGAAUUGAAGGAAUUAAUCCAGAAGGAACUCUGCCUUGGAGCUAAAAUUGAAGAUGAAGAAAUUGCCGAACUGAUGAACGGUCUGGACCGGGACAAAGAUCAGGAAGUGAACUUCCAGGAGUUCCUCUCCUUCCUGGGAGCCUUGGCCUUGCUCUAUAAUGAUCUACUGAAAGGAGAAUAAAGAGUCCGCAGAGAGGGAAAUGGGAGUGGGAGUGCCCCCCUUGUGGCCUAACCAACCUGCCACAGUAAAUGGGUGCAUGGUGGGUGUUUUGUAUAUUAAAUAAAGUCUGAACCUAUG
Messenger RNA from Sarcophilus harrisii (Tasmanian devil), 528 nucleotides. RefSeq names its product S100 calcium binding protein A6 (gene S100A6). The coding region runs from base 136 to 411 and encodes 91 amino acids. The record is from RefSeq and is a predicted model, not a curated record. The transcript has 3 exons. Gene Ontology annotation, cellular component: perinuclear region of cytoplasm; cytoplasm; nucleus. NCBI's taxonomy places the organism in Eukaryota, Metazoa, Chordata, Mammalia, Dasyuromorphia, Dasyuridae. Gene Ontology annotation, molecular function: S100 protein binding; calcium ion binding.